CCCUCUCUCUCUCUCUCUAUCAUUGACUACUUUUCUUCGCUCAAAACAAAAGUUUUAUAAGAAAGAAACUUAUAAAGCAGAAAUGGAGGAGGGUAAAUUAGCUCCAAUUAUAGAAGAUGCAUUAAUAGUGUACAAAGAAGAAGAUACUAAUCUUACAGUUCUCAAAACCUCUCUUUUCUUCACGGGAGAUGGAUUUGCUGCAUAUGACUGUAAAGGAGAAAUGGUGUUUCGAGUAGACACAUAUAAUCCGGACUCACGUGAUCAGGUCGAACUCGUUCUCAUGGAUGCUUCUGGUAAAUGCCUUCUCACUCUUCGGCGAAAGAGACCAAGUCUGCAUCAAAGGUGGGAAGGCUACUUAGGAGAAAAAAUGGGAGGGCAAAAGCCAAUAUUCAGUGUUCGAAGAUCCUCAAUGAUGGGAAGUUCAACUGUUACAGUAGAGGGUUACAACAAUAAUGCUGAAGAAGAGUUUGAGAUAGACGGGUCAUUUGCAGAGAGAAGUUGCACAUUCUUAAAUGCAGAUAAAGAAUCUGUUGCUGAAAUUCGACGUAAAGUGGACGCUAAUUGUGACAAUUUUAUGCUGGACAAAGACGUUUUCUCUUUAAGUAUCAAGCCUGGUUUCGAUGGUGCCUUUGCUAUGGGAUUGGUCCUUGUGCUUGAUCAAAUUCUUGCUGAUGAUUGUGUUAGUGAUGAGGACCCCAUUGCUGAUGAUCCCCUCCUUUCUUCUUGAUUUUUGUUCAUAGUUCAUCCAUUUGUUCUUCAAUGGUUUAUUUCAAAAGUACUUCUGCUCCGA
This is a messenger RNA of Lycium barbarum (goji berry), 790 nucleotides long. Its product is annotated as protein LURP-one-related 12-like. Bases 83 to 727 code for a protein of 214 amino acids. The transcript is spliced from 2 exons. The record is from RefSeq and is a predicted model, not a curated record. Lineage: Eukaryota; Viridiplantae; Streptophyta; Magnoliopsida; Solanales; Solanaceae.